This is a messenger RNA of Ostrea edulis (European flat oyster), 1930 nucleotides long. RefSeq names its product IgGFc-binding protein-like. The transcript has 5 exons. NCBI's taxonomy places the organism in Eukaryota, Metazoa, Mollusca, Bivalvia, Ostreida, Ostreidae. Bases 194 to 1783 code for a protein of 529 amino acids. The record is from RefSeq and is a predicted model, not a curated record.
AGGUCAAGAUAAUUAUUUUUUCCGAAUACUAAUCAAACUUCCCCAUAGUGAAAUUUCAAACUGCAGUAUAAUUCAUGGUCUUCAUCGUGCCUUAAACGGCUUUUACAAAUUGGAUACGUUGUGACAUCCAUCUUGUGUAUACUACAUUCAUAAUUUGAUCUGUUUAUUUGGAGUUAUCUAAGAAAUAUAUGUGAUGGCAACUUCCAAGAACAAUACACGUAAACCAUUGCUUGUAGUGAAUGAUUACAUCUCCUCAGAGCCGAAAACAGAAUGCAAAUCAGAUGUUUUCUCCUAUACCGACACAGCUGCAAAGAAACAGAAAAAUAGGAGGAAUUAUGUCAUAGCACUAAUUGUUGUGCUAAUAAUCAUCAUCGGCAUACUGUCAUCCAUUCUCAUUCUACAGAACGUGGAACAGGAACACAGAGAAAGGGCACAAACAAAUCAAAGACAGUUGGUUUGCCCUAACAAGCCUUUCAGUACUAUUGACAUCAAAUCACGAGACACUAGUGAAAAUAUCCACCGGAGAUACCUGAUUUGUUUCUCUAGUAAUCAUGACAAUGCUCCAAAAACAGACAAGUCGGUCUACAUUGUGGCGGAGAGAGAUUUUGAGCUGAACAUUUUUAAGAAAGACUUAGACUCCACUUCCACUUACAUCGAAGUUAACACAAAGAUGGCGAAGGUCAAAAAGAUGAAUGUUCCGUAUACGAUGAUGCUGUCGUAUUUUAAGGCAGAAAAAAAGGCUAUACUUAUAGAAACCACACUUGACGCUGCCGUCAUUAUUAUUGAUAAUUACAAAUUAUCUUCUGACAGCACCAUGGUUUUGCCAGUGAAACACCUAUCCGACACCUAUAUAAUAUCAAGUGUUGAGUAUUUCAAUAGAAAAUACCAUAGGGUUCAGUUUGCAAUAGCCGCCUUAAAUAACUCUACAGAAGUUAGAAUUAUAUUCCGUAUUGAACACAAUUUAACACUUUCUGUUGAUGGGGUUGAGUAUCAGGAUGGCAGUGAAAUGGUUAUUGCUUUGAAUGAGCUUGAGACGUAUCAGAUCAGGCAUAAUGCUGAUUUAUCUGGAACAUUCAUAAAAGCUUCGUCUAAUAUUGCUGUGUUUUCAGGAAAUAGUUGUCAAAAAAUAGCUUUCAAAAACAGAAAUAAUUCUGGAGCCUGCAGUCAACUUGUUGAACAAAUCCCACCUGUUGAUAGAUUGGAUAAUACGUAUAUUGCCCCGCCAAACAUAAACAGGUACGGAACAAUUCUGAAAGUUGUGUCGCCUUUUAAAAGCAGGGUGACAUAUCGUGUUGGCAAUAAGAAAACAAGAGUGUCUUUAGUUCCACAAGGAUACUUUGAAUUCUCUAUCACUGAAAACGAAGUUGCUGUUAUUGAAUCAGAACGACCCGUUCUUUUAACCAGUUUUGCCACUGGAUCAGACACGUCAGGCGAUCCUUAUAUGAUAACCAUACCCGGUGUCACGCAGUACCUUAACAAAUAUACAGUUAUCACUCCUAGCAAUUUUACAAGUAAUUAUAUUGUUUUAAUAAUUGAAGAAAGUUCGUUACCUCACCUUAACUUAAACAAACGAGGCUUAACUGAGUAUAUAAGGACAUUUCAUACUCCCGUGACAGUAGGAAAAGUUCGGUACAUUGUUUUGGGGGUACAUGUGUCGGAUGGCACUAUUAACGUCAAGACAACGAACAACGCAGUCUUUGGCUUACUGGUAUAUGGUCAUAGAAAGAACGACGGUCAUGGAUUUGCAGGAAAUGUCGUGCUACCGGACACAUGCGUCCCAUGAUCACCACAUCCAUAUUGAUUUUUUUUCAACUUGUUGAUUAAACCAUGAAAAUCUCAUAUAUAAAUAUAUUGUAUACGGAAAAAAACAUCUCUAUGUACUGCCUUUGCCAUGCCACAUACAGUCCAUUAAAUAUUUCAAUACAUACUU